AUGACGAUGACCACCCACCCGGGGCUGAACCUCACGACCGCGCGGCUCGAGAUGCGGCCCCUCACCCACGGCGACCUCGGCGCCAUGACCAAGCUGCACACCGACCCGGGGGUGAUGGCUUACCUCGGCGCCGAGACCCCGGAAGCCGUGGCGUCCGCGUUGGACACCUUGGUCUCGCAAUACGCCGAGCUCGAGCUGACCCCCGGGCAUGGCGGGGGAAGGGGGCUCGGCACGCUCGUGCUUGUCGAGCGGCACACGCGCGCGUGGGUCGGCUGGGUGAGCCUGUACGGCCCGGCCGAGUCGGCGGCCCGCAGCGCCCCCGGCCUCGCGCUGGCGCUGUGCUUGACCCAGCGCUCUUGGGGGCAGGGGUACGCGACGGAAGCUGGGCGCCGAGUGCUCGAGUACUACUACUCCACUUUGGCCGGCACGCGGCCCGUCGCGGCGUCGGCGCCCGCACACCACGGCGCGGCGAUCCGCGUGCUCGACAAGUGUGACCUCCGCAAGGUGCGCGGCACCGCCCACGGCCUCGUGUACGCCAUCACGCGCGCCGAGUGGGUCGCGGCCGACAAGCGCCGGCCUAGGGGAAGUCGCGGGCGCAUGGGGUCGUACAUGGCUUAG
Vanrija pseudolonga is the source of this 618-nucleotide messenger RNA. It is a transcript of the gene sidG, whose product is annotated as FsC-acetyl coenzyme A-N(2)-transacetylase. Bases 1 to 618 code for a protein of 205 amino acids. The record is from RefSeq and is a predicted model, not a curated record. The transcript has a single exon. NCBI's taxonomy places the organism in Eukaryota, Fungi, Basidiomycota, Tremellomycetes, Trichosporonales, Trichosporonaceae. Gene Ontology annotation, molecular function: acyltransferase activity, transferring groups other than amino-acyl groups.